AUGACUGCUAUCUUCCUGAUGUCCAUGCUCUUUGGUCUUGCAUGUGGGCAAGCAAUGACUUUUUGUAUUCCAACGGAGUAUACAAUGCAUAUCGAUAGGAGAGAGUGUGCUUAUUGCCUAACCAUCAACACCACCAUCUGUGCUGGAUAUUGUAUGACACGGGAUAUAAAUGGCAAGCUGUUUCUCCCCAAAUAUGCCCUUUCCCAGGAUGUUUGUACAUACAGAGACUUCAUCUACAGGACUGUAGAAAUACCAGGAUGCCCACACCAUGUUACUCCCUAUUUCUCCUACCCUGUAGCUGUAAGCUGCAAAUGCGGGAAGUGUAACACUGACUAUAGUGACUGUGUACAUGAGGCCAUCAAGACAAACUACUGCACCAAACCUCAGAAGUCCUAUCUCCUGGGAUUUUCUGUCUAG
Sciurus carolinensis (gray squirrel) is the source of this 417-nucleotide messenger RNA. It is a transcript of the gene Tshb, whose product is annotated as thyroid stimulating hormone subunit beta. The coding region runs from base 1 to 417 and encodes 138 amino acids. The transcript is spliced from 2 exons. Gene Ontology annotation, biological process: G protein-coupled receptor signaling pathway. Gene Ontology annotation, cellular component: cytoplasm; extracellular region. The record is from RefSeq and is a predicted model, not a curated record. NCBI's taxonomy places the organism in Eukaryota, Metazoa, Chordata, Mammalia, Rodentia, Sciuridae. Gene Ontology annotation, molecular function: hormone activity.